AUGUUACUACCGACCUCUUUCAAUCUCCUUGCUCUGCAAUUCGCAAGUACAUUCGCGAACCCCGUGACACGAGACGAUAAGAAGCAAGGUCCCGUCGUCAACACCGCAUUAUGCAACGGUAACAAGUACGUUUAUGAAGAGCUUGCUGGGUGGGGUAUCCUAGCCGGCGAUGCACGAGACAAAUUCGGCGACACCAUCGGUGGCAUCGGCAGUGCAAUCGCUCUGGAGAAGAAAUCCUGGAAAAAGAAGAAGGGUGACGCGGAAGGGUAUGAGGCUAUCCUCUACGGUCUCCCAGAUCGAGGGUGGAACACAGAGGGUACGCAGAAUACCCAGUCCCGUAUCCACAAAUUCAGUGUCUCUCUGGAUAUCGUGCCCGCGACUCUAGAGAACCCAGCGACAACCCCCAACUUCCAGAUCAGCUAUUUGGAUACCAUCCUCCUUACCGGCCCGGAUGGCACACCUACCACUGGCCUCGAUGCUGAUCAGACCGGGCAUCUCUCUUAUGAUGGAUUUCCAGAUCUCCCAGUUGUUACAUACACUGGUGAUGGGUUUGGUGGCAACGGUACUGGCGGAAAGCGAAUCUCCAUCGACACUGAAGGCCUUGUCUUGGGCGAAGACGAAACGUUCUGGAUCAGUGAUGAGUACGGUCCCUAUAUCUACCAAUUCGACAAGCAAGGCAAGAUGAUCAAUGCCAUCCGCCCACCAAAUGCGCUUAUCCCCAUACGCAACGGCACUGAAAGCUUUAACGCCGCAUCCCCUCCAAUUUACAACCCUGAUGUCGAGACAGUACCCGAGGAUCCGGAUACGGGUCGUGCGAACAACCAAGGUCUCGAAGGUCUUACCGCAGACCCAAAGGGCAAAUACUUGUAUUCACUCUUGCAAAGCGCAACGAUGCAGGAAGGUGGCAAGAAGUCCUCAGACCGACGUUACACCCGCUUCCUCAAAUACAAAAUCGGUAAGAAGGGCAAAGAAGUAGAAUAUGAUUCCGAAUACAUUGUACCUUUGCCCGUUCUACCAACCGGCAAAGUCGCCGGACAAAGCGAGCUCCACUUCAUCUCCGAAACACAGUUCCUAGUCCUCGCCCGCGAUGGUGGAGCCGGCCACGGUCAAGAUGCUUCAGAAUCAAUCUACCGUAACGCCGACGUGUUUGACAUCUCCAAAGCAACCAACAUCAAGGGUAAGAAAAAUGACGACUUUGGUGGUGCUGUUGCGAGCAAGAAGGGUAAACUAGACGAUGAUAUCGUUCCUGCGGAAUACUGCGAGUGGCUGUCCUUCAACAACAAUGACCAGCUCAAGCGUUUCGGUGCGCAUAACGGUGGCGAACAGGACGCGGGGCUACUUAACGAGAAAUGGGAGAGCUUCGCGCUGGGCAAGGUCGAUGGCAAGUUUGAGACUAAAGGGGAAGGCGAUGAGUACUACCUCAUCUCGUUUUCCGAUAAUGACUUCAUCACGCAAAACGGUUUCAUUAAUUCGGGGAAGAAUACUUAUAAGGAUGGCUCUGGGUUCAACUUGGACACGCAGGUCCUGGUUUUCAAGGUUAGACUCCCUAAGGGGUCUGAUCCGUUGUAGACUUCUACAUAUAGCUCUCCUUUGAAUACAUAUCAUUCCAACAGGAUCCUCUCUC
Periconia digitata is the source of this 1624-nucleotide messenger RNA. Lineage: Eukaryota; Fungi; Ascomycota; Dothideomycetes; Pleosporales; Periconiaceae. The record is from the annotation of a GenBank genome assembly.